AUGGUUCACUUUCAUAGAAGGGUUUUCCACCCAACCUGUGAGCAUCAUAAAGUGAAAACAUCGGUUUUCAAUACACUGCACGAGAUCCCCAUAGUUUCAGCUGCUUUACAAUUAUUUCUCACAACCACUCCUUCUAUCACUUCUUCAUUCAUUCAUUCAUUCAUAUGCAUCUCAAGUCACCUAGUCCCUUUUUUUCCCCACCUACUCCACUGAAUCGUUUCACUUACUAGAAAUGAUAUUUCUCUACAUGGGAGAAGGAAUGAAUGAAGCAAUGGAAAAGAAACGGCCCAGGAAGCUGAACUUCAAUGCACCACUCUUGUCAACAAGGCGACCUGCAGGUGGUCACAUUGGUGAUGAACUGUCUUGUACGAAUUCCCAGGGGGGAUGCAAAGAUUCAAGCAAUGGGAUUCCAUUCUGCUGGGAACAGGCUCCAGGAAAGCCCAAGAACUUGGAUGGAAGUAACAACGUAGAUGAUGCGGAAACGCCUCGUCCUAAACUCCCACCGAGCAAAUGGCGUCCGCCAGAAGAAGCCUGCCAGGAUCACAAUCAUGACCACGAUGAAGGCUGUGAUGCUGAUGUGGAUGACUACGACGAUGACAACAACGUUGAUGUUUUCUCGGAUGCUAUGGAAGUUUUGUCACUUACACAAGCAAUAGACAUUGUUGAGAAAGCAGAAAAGUUUCGUGGAUCAUCAGACGGGUUAAAAUCAAAGAGUUUAGAGCCUAGUGACUUAGAUGGGUUAAACCUGGAGAGCUUAGAUCGCAGUGAUUGCCCAUCUCCAAGCUUCAUAAUCGAGCGCUUCCUUCCUGACGCCACAGCUUUGGCUGCAUCAUCUGCUAUGAACACGUCGUUGAAAACAAAGCUUCCUUAUCUCUGCAAUUACUCAGAGUCGCCAUGUGUUUCCCAAGCAGUGAUAAAUCGACCAUUCUCUUCCCCAAAGGGUUGCGGCCUGGAAAUCUUGCUGCCAUGGCGUAUGAAGCACAAGCUGUGCGGUGUAAAAAGUCCAAUCAAGGAAAGCUCUAUCAUCGUAAAACCAACAACUAGUUCAAAGCAGAAGAAACUAUUUUCAUCAAUUGUUGCCCCUUCUGGAGAAUGGAGAUGUAAAUAAAAGAGGUUUGCUAUGUAUAGAUAUAUAUAUACACUGCAUGAAAUCCUACUGGAACUGAAACAUUCUUCUUUCUUUCUCA
Molecule: messenger RNA, 1187 nt
Organism: Theobroma cacao (cacao)
Lineage: Eukaryota; Viridiplantae; Streptophyta; Magnoliopsida; Malvales; Malvaceae
Source: RefSeq, a predicted model, not a curated record